AUAAAAAUUCAUUAAAAACUUAUAUUUUCGAAAGGGAACAUUCGAAAAACAAUUUAUUUUUUUUUCUUUCCUGAUGGAAUAAAUUCAUUCUGGCUAUAUCACCAUGUUAAACAAUUUAAGACUUUGCUUAAAUCCGUUCUCAAAAAAGAAUUCAUAUACUCGUGUGCAAAAUUAUGCCAAUCAAGUGAUUUCCCAUUUGCUCCAACUGCCGUCCACAGAAAUUUGUGCUGAACCUAACCAAAGAGGACUCGUUUUGGGUGUGUAUGCCGAUUCAGAAAAUAAGAACGAUAACGGUAUCCUUACUCCGGCGGCAUGGCGGUACAAUGUAAAAAGCACCGAAGGAAGAAUGUUAGAGGUUCUACGGAUGUCUGGUCCCCUGCCGAAAAUUGGCGAAGCAAGAAUUCUAUUUUGUGUUGAACCUAAGAAGAUUCCAUAUUAUUCUGCUGUAGCAGUUGUUGGCCUCGGUAAAGAAUGUCUAGGUUAUAAUUCGUAUGAAAUGAUUGACGAACGCAAAGAAGCUAUAAGACGUUCUGUGGCAGAAGCUUGCAUGAAAUUGAGCGACUUAUUUAUCGACCGAAUUGAAGUGGAAACUUGUGGACAUGCCGAGUCAGCUGGAGAAGGGGCAGCAUUGGGCAUCUGGGCCUAUCAAGAGCUCAAAGAUAAUAAGCAACGUCUUGAAGUACCAAGUAUUGAACUGCACACUCACAAAGAUGAGAUUUGUGAUUUGGAUGGCUGGCGAAUUGGCUUACAAAAAGCUGCCGCUCAAAAUUUUGCUAGGCAAAUGCAAGAGACGCCAGCAAAUUUCCUCACGCCUACAGCUUUUGCUGAAAAAGUUGUUGAGGUGCUGUGCAAGUCCGGCGUAAAUGUUGAGGUCAAAGUUGAAGGCUGGGCCGAAAGUCAACAGAUGAAUGCUUUUCUGGCUGUAGGAAGAGCCUCUUGUGAAGCUCCAAUAUUCCUCGAGCUCACUUAUUAUGGUGGAACCAGGGACGACAGACCUAUUGUUCUGAUUGGCCAGGGGAUAACCUACGAUUGUGGUGGCCUUAACUUAAAAAAUAAAGAAGAGCUAAAGCAAAUGCGAGCUGAUAUGACUGGAGCUGCUGUUGUUGUAGCUACUUGCAAAGCUAUUUCAGCACUUCGUUUGCCUGUCAACAUUCGAGCUCUUAUACCACUAUGUGAAAAUGUUAUUGGAUGCAAUUCAUUCCGACCGGGUGAUGUAGUAACUUGCAUGAAUGGCAAGACCAUAGACAUCCAAGGUACAGAUCAUGAAGAUGUCUUAGUAUUGGCAGAUGCCCUACUUUAUGCUCAGAAUUUUUGCCCAAAAUUUAUAGUUGAUGUGGGUACCACAUCGGGUGCUAUGCGUCAAACAUUAGAUGAAGCAGCUAGUGGAAUUUUUACGAAUUCGGAAAUCCUUUGGCAACAAAUCAAACAUGCUAGUAUUCAUACGGGUGACCGAGUGUGGCGCUUUCCGUUAUGGAAUUAUUACACUCGGUUGGUUACUGGCUGUGAAGCUAGUGAUGUUCAAAACUAUGGCAUGGGAACUGGAGGAAAUCCUUGCAAGGCAGCCGCAUUUCUGCGACAAUUUGUUCCAUGUGGACAAUGGAUGCAUAUAGAUGCAACCAACGUCAUGUAUACCAGCGGAAAAGAUUUCCACUACCUUCGGCCUGGAAUGUCUGGCAGACCAACGAGAACUUUAAUUGAGUUCAUAGCGCAGACCGUUUGCAAGGAAUCUGCUCCAAAAAUUAAUAACCAGAGGUAGAAGGAAAUGUAUGUUGGUUUUUGUUUUAUUUUUUGUAAAAUAUCGAUAAAAAACUUAAGUUUUGCGAAACUAUGAACAA
Messenger RNA from Episyrphus balteatus (marmalade hoverfly), 1835 nucleotides. RefSeq names its product cytosol aminopeptidase-like. The record is from RefSeq and is a predicted model, not a curated record. Gene Ontology annotation, cellular component: cytoplasm. The transcript has 2 exons. Gene Ontology annotation, biological process: proteolysis. Gene Ontology annotation, molecular function: manganese ion binding; metalloaminopeptidase activity. Bases 104 to 1756 code for a protein of 550 amino acids. NCBI's taxonomy places the organism in Eukaryota, Metazoa, Arthropoda, Insecta, Diptera, Syrphidae.